Ipomoea triloba (trilobed morning glory) is the source of this 2941-nucleotide messenger RNA. RefSeq names its product protein VAC14 homolog. Gene Ontology annotation, cellular component: PAS complex; endosome membrane. The transcript is spliced from 20 exons. Bases 357 to 2552 code for a protein of 731 amino acids. The record is from RefSeq and is a predicted model, not a curated record. NCBI's taxonomy places the organism in Eukaryota, Viridiplantae, Streptophyta, Magnoliopsida, Solanales, Convolvulaceae. Gene Ontology annotation, biological process: positive regulation of kinase activity; phosphatidylinositol biosynthetic process.
CUCUCAUCAAAUUAAAAAAGAAAAAACCCCCAAAAAGGGUAAUAAAAAAAGGUUUGUAUAUCAAACAGAAACCCCCAAGAUCUAUUCAAUCUUGGAUUGAUUUCCAUUUCGUUCUUUCUUCCCCAUUAGAUCUAUUCUUCACGUGAAUUCCACAGAGUUAUAUACACCCAGUCACCCACCUAUACAUGUAUAUAGGUAUAUAUAUAAGCAUAGGGUGAUUGGGGGGAGGGAUGGUUCAGCUUCUGGAAGGGGAGAUUAGAAAGGGAAUUUGAUUGUGCUUUGUGUGAGUGUUGUAUGUGUAUGUGUAUGUAGUGUCUUCUUUUUGUGUGUCUAGGGUUUGACUGAAAUUGACUAGUAUGGCUACUUCGGAAGCUUUGUCUGUGAUUCCGGCUGCGGUUCUCCGGAACCUCUCGGAUAAGCUCUACGAGAAGCGCAAGAAUGCAGCUCUCGAGUUGGAGGGGAUUGUGAAACAGUUGGCUGCAGCUGGUGAUCAUGACAAGAUUACUGCGGUGAUCAAUUUGUUGACCGAGGAGUAUACGUACUCUCCCCAAGCCAAUCACCGGAAAGGAGGAUUGAUAGGGUUAGCUGCAGCAACUGUGGGUUUGACUUCUGAAGCAGCACAGCAUCUUGAGCAAAUUGUGCCACCUGUACUGAACUCCUUUUCGGAUCAAGAUAGUAGAGUUCGUUAUUAUGCAUGUGAAGCUCUGUAUAACAUAGCAAAGGUGGUGAGGGGGGAUUUCAUUGUGUUCUUCAAUCAGAUAUUUGAUGCUUUGUGCAAGCUUUCAGCAGACUCAGAUGCCAAUGUGCAAAGUGCUGCUCAUCUUUUAGAUAGACUUGUGAAAGAUAUUGUCACUGAGAGUGAUCAAUUCAGCAUUGAAGAAUUUAUUCCAUUGUUGAGGGAGCGUAUGAAUGUCCUCAAUCCUUAUGUACGCCAAUUUUUGGUUGGUUGGAUCACAGUUUUAGACAGUGUUCCAGAUAUUGAUAUGCUUGGUUUCCUCCCUGAUUUCCUUGACGGUUUAUUUAAUAUGUUAAGUGAUUCUAGCCAUGAAAUACGACAACAGGCUGAUUCUGCACUUUCAGAGUUCCUUCAGGAGAUUAAGAACUCUCCAGUAUCUGUAGAUUAUGGUCGAAUGGCUGAGAUAUUGGUACAGAGAGCUGGCUCACCUGAUGAAUUUACUCGGCUGACUGCUAUCACAUGGAUAAAUGAGUUAGUAAAACUUGGUGGGGAUCAAUUGGUUCCUUAUUAUGCUGAUAUUUUGGGAGCAAUUUUGCCUUGUAUUGCUGAUAAAGAAGAGAAAAUAAGAGUUGUUGCUCGUGAGACAAAUGAUGAACUUCGAUCUAUCAAAGCUGAUCCUGCUGAGGGAUUUGAUGUUGAAGCACUCCUCACUAUUUCUAGGAGGCAGUUGUCUAGUGAAUUUGAGGCAACACGGAUUGAAGCAUUGCACUGGAUGUUCACCUUGCUAAAUAGACAUCGCAAUGAGGUCUUGGUCUUUCUGAAUGAUGUUUUUGACACUCUUCUGAAGGCUCUUUCAGAUCCAUCUGAUGAGGUUGUGCUUCUGGUACUUGAGGUGCAUGCAUGCAUAGCUAAGGAAAAGCAACACUUCCGUCAGCUUAUUGUUUUCUUGGUUCACAGUUUCCGAGUCGACAAUUCACUCUUGGAGAAACGUGGUGCAUUGAUAGUUCGGAGGCUGUGUGUGCUUCUGGAUGCAGAGAGAGUUUAUAGGGAACUUUCUACCAUACUUGAAGGGGAGUCAGAUUUGGAUUUUGCAUCAGUGAUGGUUCAGGCCUUGAACCUGAUUUUGCUCACUUCAUCUGAGUUGUCUGAUCUCCGUGACCUCCUGAAACAAUCACUAGUCAAUACUGCUGGAAAGGACUUGUUUCUUUCUUUAUAUGCGUCAUGGUGCCAUUCUCCUAUGGCCGUAAUAAGCCUCUGCUUUCUAGCACAAGCAUACCAGCAUGCUAGUUCUGUUAUUCAAUCUCUGGUUGAGGAGGAUGUGAACGUGAAGUUCUUGGUCCAGCUAGACAAAUUAAUCAACCUCCUGGAGACUCCUACCUUUGCUUAUUUGAGGCUGCAGCUUCUUGAACCUGGAAGAUACAUCUGGUUGUUAAAAGCCUUGUAUGGUUUGCUUAUGUUGCUACCGCAGCAAAGUGCUGCCUUUAAAGUUCUUCGGACUAGGUUGAAAACUGUACCCAAAUACUCCUUUAGUGGGGAGCACUUAAGGAGAACACCAUCUGGGAAUCCUUAUUCUCAAAUAAGUUAUUUGAGGGGUGGAUCACACAUUUCAGAGGAUGGCGACACAAGUGAAGAUUCUCAUGAUAUGCACAACGCAAUAAACUUCUCUUCAAGGCUGCAGCAGUUUGAACAGAUUCAGCAGCAGCAUCGUGUACAUUCUAAGUCUCAAGCUCAUUUGUCCCAUAACUCCAUGUCAUCAACAAAGUUUGUUCAGGAGGUACAAAGACCCGAAGAUUCCAAGCGACCUAACCAAGCCCAAGACUUGAGUAGACCUCCUUCAAGGUCAUCUCGUAAGGGCCCUGGACAGUUGCAGCUUUGAUCAUUUUGCUAUCACUCCAAAUUGAUGUCAAAUUUAUACAGCAAUGUAAUGCUUUUGGGAAAGUCCAGUUGUGUUCUAUUAUAACUUGUAAAUUGGCGGUAUAUCCUAGUAGUUCGUUCAUCAUUUUGACCAUUGCGAUAUGCUGGAAUGGCAGGAAUCGGGUGCUGAAACUAGCCUUGGGGUUGUUCCCAAGCUAUUCUUUCAUGUUUUUAGUGAACAAUGCUCAUAUGGUAAUGUUGUUUUUUAUUGAAAACCAUAUGGGCAAUAGGUAGAUGUUAGGAUAUCUGUAAGUUUAUAUUAUUUGAUAAUUCCAUGUAACAACAACUAUUUUGUUGUAAACUCUAUUCAUAUGUAUAAUGGCCUUUUGGAUCAUCCUUCCAUUUUAUCCA